CUGCGCGGGGGCGGGCGGUGAGCGAGGCCGCCCCGAGCCGCCGGCGCCGCAGGAACGCCCGCCGGUCGGGAGGGCUCCGCUCUCGAUUGAGGCUGCCUGGCAGGGGAGGCCGUUACCGCCGUCGGCGCCGUCCGCUCUGUGGCUCUCGUCCCCGCGCCGCCGUCAUGUGGAGAGCGGCGGUCGCCGCCAAGGCCCCCGCGUGGGCGGUGCGCCGCGCCCCGGCGCGCAGGGCGGUCAGCGUGGCCGUGACCCCCGCGGCCGGACUGGCGGACGAGCGGGUUGACACGCGGGUGGCGGGGCUGGGCCCGGGGCAGCCGGUGACGCUGCGGGCGGUGGCGUCCGACGAGCGGGGCUGCCUCUUCCAGUCGUGCGCGCACUACCGAGCGGACGGCCGCGGCGAGCUGCACCUGGGCACGGACGCCUCGCACGGCGGGGACUACACCGGCGUGGAGCCCAUGGGGCUCUUCUGGAGCCUGGCGCCCGCGGGCAUGGAGAGGCCGUACCAGCGGCUCGUUCCCCGCAGCACCGGCAUCCCGAUGAAGGUGGAGAUGUUGGUUCACCGGGGCCACAGCCAGUCCGGCGCCAUCCACGGGCCGGUGAUGGCCAAGGCCGAGGUGGAGAGGUGGUUCACGGCCCCCGGCGUCAGGAGGAUUCGGCUGAAGGAGGGCGGCGUGAGGGGCUCUCUCUUUCUGCCGCCGGGUGAGUGGGGCCCGGCUUCUGCCCGGAACGGGGGUCACCGGGGGCGUCCGUGUUCCAGAGCAGCACCGAAGGCCGCCCGAGGACAGUCGCCUUCUUCUGGGGACGCUGCUCCGUGCCGGUCAGCAGCGCAGGCGCGGGCAGGUGCCUCUGGCGUGGGUGGAAGCUGAGCGAGACGAAGGCUUGUCGUUUUCCACGCCGCUGCUCUCGGGCUGGGAGAUUCUAUAGAUUGUGGUUUUUUUCCUGAGCUCUCGGAACCCAUAACGCUCAGGAAAGGUGAUAGGCUUUGACCGUGUGAGCCUCUGUGCAGGAUUUUAUCCUGAGGAUUAAGUGUAAGAGGCAAUUUUUCUCCCUGCAAAGCAUAUGCCGAUAAGCAGAGCCGCAGAGGAGACUCUGUAAUAAAGCAUUACGGUUCUGUUACGCCAGAGUUCAAGCUAAGCUGCUAGUUUAGCAAGUUCUAGCAAGUUCUGUUGUUCUGUGUAUAAAUACAAAUCGUUAUCUGAAGAAGCUCUGCCUGUUCUCCCCGUGGGAUGGCUGUGUUCUAUGAGGUGUAACAUUCCGAUGGGCUGCUGGAAGUUGAAACCUUACACUGCUGGUGGUGUUGGAAUGCUUCAGAUAUGAUUUAAACUUCUGUGUUUCACUGGCUGUUGUACUGUGAGAACUGCCAUCCGUAUUGCCUCUGGAAUAGCUUGGUUCUGCAAAUCCUGUAAGCACUGCUACAAUUAUCAGGGAUUAAAAUCUUGGUGAAUGAUUUCCAAACCAGUAAUCUUUAUUAACCUUUUAGGUACGGAUCCAAAGUCUGCUAAAGAAGGAAAAAAAAACCCAACAUAGAUUGGACUUUGAAUAUUCAAUCAAAUGUUUAGUCAGCAUUCUGAAAUAUCUGACACUGAGAUGUGGUUGAUACAUCCUGCCUUAGAGAACGAGCUGAAUUUCUGCUGAACUCAGUGGAAAUCCAGAGAUCUGCAAUCUGGAACUGUAUUUUUCCCUUCAGAAAGUCUGGUGUUGUAAUACUAUGGAAAAGUCCGAGAUCAUUGCUUAAAUGAUGCUGGCAUCCUUUUAAAUAAAGGAUCCAGUUACAACAUUACCACCGUAUCUUUCUUUGCUUCAGGGAUUGUUGAGAAAGGAACCUUAAAGGUCAGCCAUCCUUGGUAAAAGUGAGAUUACGUAAAAGGGUUUGUGCUGCAAUUAUGGUAUGAAAGAUAUUUCUCAUUUCAGUUAUAAAGUUACAGGCUGUAAUCUUUUUUAAGUAGUAAUAAAGUUGUCUAGAAAGUUAUCCUGCUUUUUUGUGAACUGUGGAGAAACUGCGCUUGGGCUUUGCAGGCAUUCAGGAAGGCUGUUGGGUGUCCUCGUGUAAGUUGAAGGUUAUCUUCAUGAAAGAGAAGAUAACCUUGACUGUGUCCUGCUUGCACAUUCUCACUAGAAUGUGUAGGGGUGAGAAAUAAAAGAAUGCUACUGUUUUUGCUCUCAUACAGAAUACUGAACUUUAAUGAGAAGUUUUGGAACUGACAAAGAACCCAAAAGCAUGUUUCAGCACUUUUCUGACUUUUUUUGCAUUUCUUUAGGAGGUUUCUCCAAUCUAACGUGUCUUGCCCAAAUCUUCUUAAGCACCUUGAAACAUCAGCAUAAAAAUAAUGCCAGAGGCUCAAUGCACUCUUGCACAAAAGGGUACUUUUUCUAAUGAGAG
This is a messenger RNA of Lagopus muta (rock ptarmigan), 2380 nucleotides long. RefSeq names its product acyl-coenzyme A thioesterase 3-like. The transcript has a single exon. Gene Ontology annotation, molecular function: fatty acyl-CoA hydrolase activity. Lineage: Eukaryota; Metazoa; Chordata; Aves; Galliformes; Phasianidae. The coding region runs from base 165 to 866 and encodes 233 amino acids. Gene Ontology annotation, cellular component: peroxisome. Gene Ontology annotation, biological process: acyl-CoA metabolic process; fatty acid metabolic process. The record is from RefSeq and is a predicted model, not a curated record.